Molecule: messenger RNA, 825 nt
Organism: Fraxinus pennsylvanica
Lineage: Eukaryota; Viridiplantae; Streptophyta; Magnoliopsida; Lamiales; Oleaceae
Source: the annotation of a GenBank genome assembly
AUGCAACCUGCAUCUAGCAAGUCAAUGAGAUUUCCUCUUCGGCCUGGACAGGGUCGCAGUGGCACCCGGUGUAUUGUGAAAGCCAACCACCUUUUUGCUGAGCUGCCUGAUAAGGAUUUGCAUCAGUAUGAUGUAUCUAUUACACCUGAGGUCACAUCCCGUGUUGUCAACCGUGCUGUAAUGGAGCACUUAGUAAAGCUAUAUAAGGAAUCACAUCUUGGACGGAGACUUCCAGCCUAUGAUGGAAGAAAGAGUCUUUACACUGCUGGGCCUCUCCCUUUUGUCUCAAAGGAAUUCAUAAUCAUGCUUAUUGAUGAAGAAGAUGGUCCAGGCGGUGCCAGACGGGAGAGGGAGUUCAAGGUCGUAAUAGAGUUUGCUGCACGUGCUGAUCUGCAUCAUCUAGGGAUGUUUUUACAAGGAAGGCGAGCUGAUGCGCCCCAAGAGGCUCUUCAGGUUUUGGACAUUGUUCUGCGGGAAUUGCCAACCAGCCGGUAUUGUCCUGUUGCUUAUUCACCUGAUUCGGGGAGAAGGCAGGCUCUUGGUGAAGGGCUGGAAAGUUGGCGUGGUUUUUACCAAAGUAUUCGCCCCACUCAGAUGGGAUUGUCACUGAAUAUUGAUAUAUCAUCGACCGCUUUCAUCGAGCCACUCCCUGUGAUUGACUUUGUCACACAGCUUCUGGAUAGGGAUGUUUCAUCCAGACCAUUGUCUGAUGCUGAUCAUGUGAAGAUCAAGAAAGUACUUAGGGGAGUAAAGGUUGAGGUUACACAUCGAGGAAACAUGCGCAGGAAAUACCGCAUCUCUGGUUUGACGUCACAGGCUACUUAA